Periophthalmus magnuspinnatus is the source of this 3258-nucleotide messenger RNA. It is a transcript of the gene sv2, whose product is annotated as synaptic vesicle glycoprotein 2. Gene Ontology annotation, molecular function: transmembrane transporter activity. Gene Ontology annotation, cellular component: membrane. The coding region runs from base 298 to 1884 and encodes 528 amino acids. The record is from RefSeq and is a predicted model, not a curated record. The transcript is spliced from 14 exons. Lineage: Eukaryota; Metazoa; Chordata; Actinopteri; Gobiiformes; Gobiidae. Gene Ontology annotation, biological process: transmembrane transport.
GAUGUUGUUGUAGGCUGGUUUCUGAUUUGAAAAGCUCCAAAAGAGAGCAAGGAAGACGGCGAAGAGGACGUGCCAAACCGCCUCUCUCUGCUUUUUACUUCCUGGUCCUCCCUGGCUGGCUGCUGUCAGGUGUGUGACGUCGUGCGUUAGACCCGCCCCCGAGCGAAAUGCCAAGAAUAUAGAGCGUCCAAGUGCCAAACAGUCAUGGGGACAGUCAGCUGAGCAAGCGAGCAAAUAAAAUGGUUAUUACUCCAUUUUAGAGGUCAAUCUUUGCUGGAUUUUUAUAUAGUUAUAGUGAUGUCUCGUCACGUCUUUGUUGGAGAUGCAGAAGCUGAAGAACCGCUACUUGCUAAUGCUCACCUGGAAACCAAUGUGGACUCGGAUGAUGGUGAAGUUAUUUUUGACAGAACAGUCAGCACAAAAGUGGAGUGUGUCAAGAAAAAAUAUACUUUUGAGGAAGCAGUGGAUGAAGCGGGUUUUGGGUUGUUCCACUGGCUGCUGUUGGUGGUGUGCGGUUGGGCCAAUGCCAGUGAUGCCGUGGAGAUCAUGUGUGUGUCUUUUUUGCUACCGACCGCACGCUGUGACCUGAGACUCUCCUCCUCAGACAUGGGCAUCCUGACAGCCAGCAUCUUCCUGGGGAUGAUGGUAGGAGGCUACAUGUGGGGUUACUUGGCAGACCAGAGGGGGCGCUGUAGAGUCCUGGUGGUGUCCCUAAGUGUGAAUGGUGUGUUCGGAGGUCUGGCCAGUGUAGCUCCGGGCUUCUGGCUUUUCCUUCUGCUGCGGUUCAUCAGCGGAAUUGGGGUUGGUGGUUCAAUUCCUGUUAUUUUUUCAUACUUCUCUGAGUUUUUGCCCCGUUUGAGGCGAGGGGCGAUGAUCAGCGCUCUGGCCACUUUUUGGAUGGCUGGAAACAUACUGGCAGCAGGUCUGGCUUGGUGGGUUAUUCCACAAAAUUGGGCUCAUUUUGAGAGCUGGCGAUUGUUCGUGGUCCUCUGCUCUGUCCCCAGUCUCAGCUCAGCUCUGCUCUUCAAAAUCAUGAUGCCUGAAAGUCCCAAGUUUCUCAUGGAGGCUGGAGAGGAGAAGGAGGCAGCUUGUGUCUUUCAGCUGAUGUUUAAGUUGAAUACAUGGGGUAAAGGAAAGAAAAAGCAAUUUGCCCUGUGUGUUACUACAAUAAACGACAACAGCUCAACACCUUUACAGAAAGAACAACUCAUCGAUAUUUACAAAAAGGCUCUGUCUCCUAUCAGAGAGAUGUUUAAAGGCGUCUUAAGGACCAGGAGUACAGCUUUACUCAUUGUGUUCUACUGUAUUUCCUUUGGAUUCUAUGGCCUUUGGAUGUGGUUUCCAGAGCUGUUUAAAAGAGUGGAGGACGGAGGCUCCCCUUGUGCAAAUGUGUCCAGGUCUUACUCACUUCAGAAUGAGAGCUGUUACCCGGUGAAGACAGCAAUUUACAUGGAGGGUUUCUUCAUCGCUGCAUCUAAUCUACCCGGAAACAUCUUCACCAUCUUGAUGAUGGACAGCAUCGGAGGAAAGGCACUUCUAUCCGGCAGCCUGAUGCUGUCCUCUCUCAGUGUGUUCCUGAUAUUUGUGGUGCAGACCAAAGCCCACAGCCUGCUGCUGUCCUGUGUGUUCAGUGGAGUCUCUGUCAUCUCCUGGAACGCUCUGGAUGUGAUGGGCACAGAGCUCUACCCCACUCACCUCAGGUCGUCUGCUCUGGGUUUCUUCACUGGGGUGGGCAGAGUAGCAGCGAUUAUGGGUAAUGUAGUUUUUGGGCGUCUGUUGGACUCGCACUGUGCUGUCCCGGUGCUGCUGGUGUCUGGACUCUUGCUCACCGGAGGACUCAUCGCUCUGCUACUACCACAGACCAAACAGACCGAGCUAACGUGAACUCUCACCACUACACUUAAAGCUCUGAUUUAGGCUAAUAAGAGGUCCACAUUUUUCUGCUACAGACAAGUUUAACUCAAAAGUGCAUAUGACAGGUGUUCAUGUUUUUUCUAACUCUGACCUGGUUUGGUGGGAUAGUUCCUGUGCUAAAUAUUUCUCAUAGUUUUACGUCAGUCAGACUGAAUCUGUUAUCAACACUAAGAUUUCUAUUCAAAAUGAAGAGACAAUUUAUCUUUCAGUAUCUAUCAACAUUUCUCACAGUUUAAACCUUCAUUUAACAAAAUGUUUUCAUUUAUGUUUAUUUGUCUAUUCAUAACUAUUGUGAAAUUUAGACAAAUUUUGGCCUUUGUUAACAUUAUGGUUGCUAGGCAACAUAUAUUGAAUUACAUUUGUGCAUGUCAUAUCUGCUUCCAGGAAAUAAAAUUAUAAAAUAGAAAAAUGUAGGCAAGAUUUGCAAUAAAGUCUUAAAUAAAAAAUAAAUAAUAAUAAUAAUAAUAAAAUUAUGUUAACUAUGUUAUAGUUAAAUAAGCAAUCUAGCCUGUCAUCUGCACUUUGAGUCACAUGCUUCAAACGCUCCGCUUUUGUGCCUUGAUAAAAAUAAUACAGUAGACUAACGCAGUAAGUCUAACGCGUCUUAAAAAAAUCUAAUUUUGUAAUUGUUUUGCUCAGUGAAAUGAUUAAAUGGAAUUAAUUUAGUAUUAAAAACUAGAUGAAUAAUUUCAGUCAUUUGUUUAAAGGUGUAGUAUGUAACUUUCUGAAUGUAGCACAUUACCUAUAAUUCCAGGGAAAGAGAAAGUUAAACCCACUUGUAGAGACACGCCACAUACAGGUACUUUAAUGUUUUAAUGAAAACACUCCACCACCUAACAUCAAGUUUGAAUGAGACUUGAUAUUUGCCUUAUGUAGAUUGAGCAGUGUCAUAAUGUCUUAACUGGAGCAGCACAAUAUGACAAUGUGAAGUAACACUGUUUAGUUUCUGUUAUGCCUCAGUGUUUGAGACCAAACUAAAAUUUAGAUUACUACAGUUUAAAAUAUUUACUCGUGCUUUUUGGCUUGAAAUAAAAACUGUAUCUCAACAAAGCUAAACUGGGACUAAAUGGAAGAAAACAUAACUACAAAUCUGACUUUUACAUUUAAAGAAACACUUAUUGCAGUAGUUAUGUUGGAUUAUUGCACUAAUAUGGCUGCAUUUGUCUACGCUGGUCUGUGUUGUAUAUCUGUGCUCUGAAAGGCCUUAUUUUUAACUAUUUAUGGUGCCUAUAUGUAUUUGCACAAUAGCUCAUUCCACACAUUUCGUAAAUGUCCAGAAUACCAAAGCAUAUUGUUGUAAUGAAAUUAUAUGAGUUUUGUUAAAAUAAAGAUAUUUUGUAUGUU